This is a messenger RNA of Pyricularia oryzae 70-15, 3442 nucleotides long. RefSeq names its product homocysteine S-methyltransferase. NCBI's taxonomy places the organism in Eukaryota, Fungi, Ascomycota, Sordariomycetes, Magnaporthales, Pyriculariaceae. The coding region runs from base 330 to 1472 and encodes 380 amino acids. Gene Ontology annotation, molecular function: S-adenosylmethionine-homocysteine S-methyltransferase activity. The record is from RefSeq and is a predicted model, not a curated record. Gene Ontology annotation, biological process: S-methylmethionine cycle. The transcript has 2 exons.
CGGACCUGCAGGAAUAUCUCGAUGGGUCGACUGGCGAGUGCCAACGUUCAAGCCUGUUACAGUGCGACGGGUCACUAGAAGAGGGGGAACAGUUGGCAAUUGCCAAUAACCAACCACCCCCACCGACUGCCGACUCGCUCAAGAUUGCGUGCUUUUGGGCAGGCCUAAGACAGUCAAGUUCACUGUUGAACCAACCACCAUGGAAACAAUUCCCCGAUUCACCCAACCCUACUUCUCUCUAACCACCAAGCCAAAAACUCCGUCACAACUUGGGCAACAAAAUAUUGCAUGGGAAUAAAAGUGGCAACAUAAACACACCAGAAAGAACAAUGUCAGACAUCAAAAUCCUCGACGGCGGCCUCGGCACCACCCUAGAGGACCGCUUCGGCGUCGUCUUCACCCACGCCAAGCCCCUCUGGUCAUCUGACCUGCUCGUCUCGGACCAAGAGACCCUCCAGGCCUGCCAGCGCGAGUUUGCCGCCGCUGGUGCCGACGUGCUGCUGACGGCGACGUACCAGGUCUCGGUCGAGGCCUUUGCGCGGACAAAGACCCCCGAGCACCCAGACGGCAUCGCCCCGAGUUCGGCCAUGCUGCCGUACCUGCGGGGCGCCGUCGAAAUUGCCGAAAAAGCAGCAGCAGCAGCAGCAGCAGCGGCAGCAGCAGCCGCGGCAGCGCCAAGAAAUGAAACGUCUGCACCAUCACCACAACCAGCCGAGCUCGCCCUCGCCUGCGGGCCCUACGGCGCAGCCAUGACGCCCGGCCAGGAGUACACGGGCGCGUACGACGCGGCGCACUCGACCCCCGACGCCCUCUCCCGCUGGCACCUCGACCGCCUGGCGCUGUACGCCGCGGCGGGCGAGGAUGUGCCGGGCCGGUGCGCGUACGUGGCGUUCGAGACGGUGCCGAACCUGGCCGAGGUGUGGGCCGUGCGGGACGCCAUCACGCGGCUGCGGCAGGAUGCUUCUUGUUCUCGGUUCCCCUCGCGCUUCUGGAUCUGCUGCGUUUUCCCCCACGAGGACGAGAGGCUGGCGGACGGGAGCAGCGUGGAUCAGGUCGUCGAGGCGAUGCUGGCGGCCCGCGGCGGGGGCGAGAACGGCGGCGCAAAGGAGUCACUGGCCCUGCCGUGGGGCAUCGGGAUCAACUGUACCAAGAUCUACAAGCUCGAGGGUCUGAUUAAGAGUUUUGAGCGUUCCAUCUCGGGUCUCAAGGCGAAAGGAGUCAUCACCAAUGUUCCGGCGCUAGUGCUAUAUCCUGAUGGGACAAAUGGGGAGGUCUACAAUACAACCACCCAGAAGUGGGAGGCUCCUCAGGUUGUGCAAGGUGCUGGACCAAAGACUCCUUGGGACGCACAGCUCACGCAGAUCGUCAACGAUACCAAAAGCCGAGGCGUAUUCACAUCAUUCCUAGUGGGUGGUUGCUGCAAAGCAAACCCCCAGAACAUCAAAGAUUUGCGAAAUCGUCUGAAAGAAUAACAUCCAGUAGGCAAUUGUUGAAAAGGGGUAUCAAUUCUUAUCUACACUCUAUUGGGUAUCAAUAAACGACACGCAUGAACGGGCCGCUGUCUUUUUCUUGUCGUUGAGGACAAUUCGAAAAAGUCGGCAGUAUUAUUACAAAAGCUCAGACGAGCCAGUGGAUAAAGCGUCCCCAGAGGGUCGUUGGGGGCUUCGCCUUUUCCACCAUUUCCGUCUCAUGAAGACGACCCGACCACAAAUCGAUGGUGUCGGCACGGGCAAACUUGAACGCGAGGCAUACGUUAGCAGCUGACAAUAUCUCUGGGCCAAGGGAUGUUAUGUUGCUUGGGGGGAUUGGGACGGCAGCCUACCUUUGUUCUAUGGACAAGCUUCCAUAUGAUUAUGGGAAUGAUGAAUAUCGGGAUGCCAAUGUACGACGCGAUGAAAUUCGACGUGUUCCAGUUCCCAUCCAGAAAUACAUCAAAGCCGGCAACCAGGGUGAUGAUGGCGGCACCGAUGAACCCAUACCAUGCCGUAAAUGGCUGGAACGGUGACUUCCAGGGGAGCGUGUCCCUGUCUACGCCCUGGGCCUUGAGUGCAGCGUGGAAACGGAUGUAACAGAAGCAAAGACAAGACCAAGCAAUCAGGCCAGCCACGGUGCUCAGGUUAAGGAGCCACUGGAAUGCCUGAGAGGGGCCGCCACUGCCUAGCGAUAGGUACGCCAAGGGGCCAAACAGCCAGGCUGCGAUGACUGCGACGUAUGGUACACCAACCUUGUUGGUCCGGCCAAAGAUCUGCGGCAGCUGGCGGUCGGUCGUCAUGGCCACUAUCAUGCGCGAACCAACCCAACAGUAUGAGUUGCCAGCUGACCAGGCCGAAACGAGAAUGCAUGCGUUGAUGAUGGACGGGAGGAUCGAUAUGCCGGCUUGUUGAAUGGCAAUGACCCAAGGCGAGCUGUUGGCAUUGCCGGUGCCUGUAACAAGGUCGGGGUUGCGCGGGUCCACUAUCAAGCCGAUGAGAAUAGCGCCCAGGACGUAGAAGAAGCCGAUGCGGAAAGUAACGUUCUUGGCGGCCUUGGGGAUAGAGUGGUGAGGGUCCUUGGCCUCGGCCGCCGUGAUUACGACCGUCUCGACACCAAUGAACGAGAAGGAUGCGUUGACGAAUGCAGCGAGGAAACCCAAAAAGUGGCCCGUGGAGCCCCCAAUACCGUUGAAAUCGACCCAGGCGCCAGGCUCAAACCAGUAUUUAAAUCCAAUCGGCUGGUGGUUGGGGCCACCGCCCGAGGUGAUGAUGAUCGAGACAAAGAUGAGCAUGAUGAAACAAACAACUUUGACGGUUCCGCCAAAAACCUCGGCUUCUCCAAACCAUCGGACCGACAUGAGGUUGAUGGCAAGAAUCGAUAUCAAACUGACCGUGAUGACAACGGCCGGAGUUAUGUCUGUCCAGUAGCUCACAAGCACGGCCUGCAGAGAGUAAUUUGGAACUAUUCAGCACUACGUCAUCCACAAACGGGCGGACAAGUAUUUGUGCCAAGGGACAAAGACUCACAGCAGCUGAAGCCUCACUGGCUAUGGCAAUUGUGUAGCAGUAACCGUAACUGAUAGCCAGACUAAAGCCUACGGCCGGAUCGAUGAAACGAGUUGCCCAGUGGGGGAAAGAACCAGCACUCGGGAACUAGCCAUAUUGUAAGCACGGCGUUAGCGUUAUGGAUUACUUCUUCACAUGACCACUGUUGAUGCCCUCUCGACAGAUAUCACAUAUAGAAAUGCGUAUAUCUCAACAUGACACAACCAAGUUCCUGGUCUCGGGUCACCCAGGAAAAGUGCUAAGACAAUGGUCUGCAACUUACCACAGUAGCAAGCUCAGCAAUCGACUGCAUCACACACCACAACACGCUGCCGACAACGAGAUACGCGAGGAGGAGGCCGCCCGGGCCAGCCUUGGCGUAUGCCGACCCUGUGCCGAUGAAGAGUCCUGUUCCGAUGCCGCUA